GUACAAACGGCCUCUUAAUUUACUUCUGCUUUUGAUUAUACGCCGCCUAUAGUCUCGCCGGUGGACAGCAGCAGCAAGGGAUAUAUAUUUAUCGGAGGCAAUGGUAGGAGCAAAUAAUGUGCUGAAAGGGACAAGCACCUUCCUUCUCUUCUCCGCCUCCGCUUCUUCCUCUCGCCCGCUUCUCCCUCCUAUUCUCAACGCUUUGCCGAAUAGCAUUAGCAUCGCGAAUCGCCCGCGCUUCCAUCCCCUUAACCGAUCCAUUUUUCUCCGUUACAAUGAGAAAUUGGCUGCUGCGUUCUCGCCGUAUGGAAGAAGAGGCAGAAGAUUAGUCUUAUCCCGGAACUUUUAUAGCGGCAGCUCCAUUUCCGCCUCUUCUUGCUCUAAAGAGGAUGAUAUUGAGAACCCCGCCGCUAGUGUUUCCAGAUCGGUAGACUCGUCGUCUCUUAAUCAUCAGCCGACACUGGAGAUCAAAGACGCUGCCAAUACACUGGACAUUAGGGUUGGCAAAAUCCUCAGGGUCUGGAAACACGACGAAGCUGACUCCCUUUAUGUAGAAGAGGUCGAUAUCGGUGAGCCCCAACCUAGAAUCAUUUGCAGUGGUCUUGUUAACUAUAUCCCCCUCCAACACCUUCAGGACAGGUAUGUAAUUGUCCUUGCUAAUUUGAAGCCUAGAAAUAUGCGGGGUGUUAAGUCUUGCGGGAUGCUGAUGGCAGCUUCUAAUGAGUCGCAUCAAAAUGUUGAGCUUCUCAUGCCACCUGAAGGCUCUGUUCCUGGUGAAAGGGUAUGGUUUGGUUGUGAUGAUGAAAAAGACACCUUACCUGAGGCAGCAACACCCAAUCAGGUUCAAAAGAAAAAGAUUUGGGAAUGGGUGCAGCCACAGCUGAGAACCAGUGACUCUUAUGUUGUUAUGCUCGGGCCGCAUUGUAUGCGGACACCCCUGGGUGUUGUGUUCUGCAGCUCUCUAGCCAAUGCAAACGUAUCUUGAUCAAAAUAUAAGCUUUUUGACUCUUGAGUGUUGAGUUGUUGACAUAGCUUUUACUUGAACAGCAUGGUUUUGGCAUUUAUUUGAACUAGCAGUUAGUAUGCAAUUAAUUAUUUGGAAAUAUAUAAAAAUGUUGUGAUAAAUAUAGUUCAAUGUAUAUAACUAUAUAUUGUGUCUAACGAAAGUA
Molecule: messenger RNA, 1169 nt
Organism: Cuscuta europaea
Lineage: Eukaryota; Viridiplantae; Streptophyta; Magnoliopsida; Solanales; Convolvulaceae
Source: the annotation of a GenBank genome assembly